CCUCAAAGAAUCAACUUUUUCUUGUGGGCAUUCUUAACAAAACCAAAAUGAAAAAAGUAAACCAGUUUGUGUUGUCCAUCAAAGCUGAAUGUAAUGGAAGGACACUAAAUGAUGUGUGGGGACGUGAUCGAUCUGGUGACUCAUUGAAAUGAUUUGGAGUUUCAGUGAAAAAAGGACACACAGCACGUCGACUCCAGAUGCUCCGUUUGACUGAACAGUGUGAUAGGAUCCUAAAUAAAAGAAAGGAGAGAGGCUGGAAAGCUGAAAGAACAACCUGUGCAAGUGUAAUCACUUGGGAGAACAGACCACUGGUGCGCUUUUGUAUAAACCAUUUAAAAAAAUCAUUUUUGACAGUCGAGCAUGGCAGGUAUAAAACGGUCUCAGAUCCUGCAGUGUUUACUCCUGUAACUUGAAUUUCUGGCACAAUGGCGGUUUUGCUCUUAAGUGACUUGUGACUCUGUGCAAAGCCCCGUCGAGCUGCCACUCAACAUUGUGUCUUUGACAGAGGAAUACAGCGCACCCCAUGCAGUACCGAAGAGUCCUUUCUGUUACUCUGUAGGAGCGUUUAAUGACGUCAUGGCUCACGUAAAGACAAACCACCGAUGAUCAACCAGUCUGCGCAUGCGCACCUGAUUGAUCGUAUGUUGUGGCAGUUGGCGUCUUGCUUCUUCAGGGAGACGGAGGCUGUGGAGAGGCAGACCCUGCAGAUAGGAGCCUCGGCCUGCGGGGCCACAGCGGUGGUGGACGUGCUGAAGGCCCUCGGCGUGGAGGUGGCCCCCGAGGAAGCGGACCGCUGCGUCCGGACCCGCCUGAGGAGGAACGAGGCCCCGCUGCCCGACUACCUGCUGUCACGGAGUGAAGCAGGUGCAACUCAUUCUCAGCUCAUCCAGGGGGCACAGGAAGCCAGCCAGGGGAAGGUAGCGGGGCGCUUCUUCCACUUCCACCCUCGGCGGCGGGUCAGACUGAUCCCCUGGCUCGCACGCUGGAUCCGAAAGGGCGCUGUUCCCGUAGCGACCAUGAACAUGCAGCUGGCCGUGCCCGAGGGAGAGGAGGUGCCGGACGCCUGGCACCACCAGCUCAUGUUUGGCGUUGCACCCAAUACUGUUUUCAUGACCAAUCCUCUAGAUGUAGGCAGUGAGGAAGAGGUCCACCAGCGACUCUGCAGUGAGUCUGUGUUGCUGAUUCGUCGAGAAGACGUCCUGCAGAGACUGACGGCGGGUUGCUGUCUGUCUGCUUUGUCUGAGAGUCGGUUCGACCCUCGGUGGAAAGCCCUGGACGUUGAGGGUCAAGUGAGGCAGGUGGCCCUCGAAGAGGAGCAGGAGCCAGAUCGACCCAAGUCAGUGCACGUGACCAUCCCGGCGGCGUACAGCUCGGGCAUCACACUGUUCGCCCUGCGAGAGUCCCUCUUAGGACAAGAACUCCUCGAUGCCCCCGAACUCCCUUUGCUGUGACUCUUCCGCCACUCGUGGACCUCAAGGCUCAUUUAUUGUGACAUGAAAAUGAAAAACACUCAGCGGACGUCCUUCUGAUUGGGACACGACUUGGAGGAGCGCGCGGCAACCGAAGCCGUGACAUGUGAUCUGUACCGAUGGCGCAGCCGUAGCACAGUCACUCGCAGGCUGCAGACAAUGAACCGUGUGACAGGACGUUAUGCAAAGGGACAAUAAAAACGUGCAC
This is a messenger RNA of Pungitius pungitius (ninespine stickleback), 1677 nucleotides long. RefSeq lists its product as uncharacterized. NCBI's taxonomy places the organism in Eukaryota, Metazoa, Chordata, Actinopteri, Perciformes, Gasterosteidae. The transcript is spliced from 6 exons. Bases 603 to 1451 code for a protein of 282 amino acids. The record is from RefSeq and is a predicted model, not a curated record.